UCACAGUCUGAUUAUGUAGUAUGUUUGCAAAACAUUUUUCUAAAAAUAUUUCAUAGAUAUUUUUGCAGCGUUUGUUCCCUUUCCCCCUGGCCAUGGAGAAUUUCAUUUUGCUGAUCAGAUCAAAUGAAAGUCAUGAGUUUUAGGCUUAAUAAAGUGGCACAAGAAGAUUUGUCACAAUAUUAAAGUUACAUCAAAUCAUAAUGAAAUAAUUUUUGUUCAUCAAUUCAGUUUGUUACUGAUUACCCUGUAGGUAUAAAAUCUGUGUUUCUUGGCUUAUACUUUAAUUAUAAAAAUUGUAGGACACAAUGGAAACAUCAACAGAUUACAAACAUUAUGAGCAAAUGUGGCAAAAUACUAUUUUACCAGUAGUUUAAAAUGAGUUUUAGUUUAUUAGAACCAUUCUAAUAAAGAUUGACUUUCUUUAAAAAAGGAAAUCUCAGUGUACAUGCAAAUAGCAAAGUAAAACUAUGGUAGGGGUUGUAGGGAAUAUUUCUGCUUGUUUUAAUAUUUGCUAGUCCUGCUUUUAUUGGAAUUUUGAUUCAGAUUCCCAACUUCCAUGUAAUGGUUUUAAUUGUCUGUCUCGCUUCUCUCUUGUGGGUAGCAGAGAGUUAAGAACAGCAUGGUUCUAGAAAGAAGAUGGGCUCUACUAGGUUAACUGCAAAAGAACUAUGUGAGAAUGAUGACCUUGCCACAACGUUAAUUCUUGACUCCUACCUUGGCUUUAAGACUCAUAAAAUGAAUGUAAGCCCACUCCCAGCCAUCAGGAGAAAGCACCACUUACGGGAGGCAGUAGAAGCUUUCCGGAAGCGCAAGGACCUAGAAGCAUCAUAUCAAGCCUUGAUGCAGGGUGGCUGGGCCUGCCAGUAUUUUGCAAACCGGAGCCAUCAGCAGGAAGCUGCCUUCAAGACUCAUAUUUUUCGGUACCUUCGCAUUUUCCUUCCCGAGAGUGGUUUUGCCAUCAGACGCUGCAGUCGAUAUUCCUUAGAAAUAAACGGAGCCCGGGUAGUGUCUACAAAGUCAUGGAGAAAGAAUGAUAAGCUGGAGCUUUUAGAAGGCUACAUUGCAGAACUGACAGAACCCGAUGAAAGCCUCCUCCGAGCAGGUGAAAAUGACUUCAGCAUCAUGUACUCCACCCGGAAACAGUGUGCCCAGCUUUGGCUAGGGCCUGCAGCCUUCAUUAAUCAUGACUGCAGACCAAACUGUAAGUUUGUCCCAAUGGAUGGGAACACUGCUUGUGUCAAGGUGCUGCGGGACAUUGAGCCAGAUGAUGAGAUCACAUGCUUCUAUGGUGACGGCUUCUUUGGGGAGAACAAUGAAUUAUGCGAAUGCCACACUUGUGAAAGGAAGGGGGAAGGAGCUUUUCGGCUCCUGAAUCGGACUCCAUUGCUAGCUACCUCAAUCAGUGAGAAAUACCUACUGAGAGAGACAGAUGGCCGUCUGCAGAGGUGGAAAAAUCAGUCUUGCAAACUUGCUCAACGUAAUGUGAAAGCGGGACACAAAGCCCGGCGCAGGAAAUCACGAUUACAUGGUGCUGUACACAGAUAUACCACUCGCUGGUAUUUUAAGAUGCUCAAGCCUUUAUAUAUCCCACUGCACAACUGCUUGGCCUGCAGAACACGUGGAUGCAAGCUCCGUAAGCAGCCUCUGGUGUGUCUGCUUCGUUGUCCUUCUCCUAUGUUAUCUGUAUUGCACCUCAGGCAGUCUUUGGGAAACAAGAAUUGCUACGCCCAGCAAAGCUGCUCUCUUUUAAAGAUGCACAACUGCCCUGAAAGCUCUGAUUUGGCCAACCAGGGCAGCCUGGUAGUGAAUCUUGGGAAGAGAAUUCCCUUGGACUGGGCAAGGUUUCAUAGGGAAGUAGUGUGUGACAUUACGGAGGAAAAAUCUUACAACACUAGUCAGGAGUUUAGCCAGGGGACUGAGGAAUAUGAUUCAAGGGAUAUGGAGAGUCAUGCUGAUGUUAAAGAAACCCACGAAUCAGGAUCUGGGGUUCUCCAUUCGGGAGAGCAAAUCCCCCUUGAUUCUUCAGGUUCUCUUUCAUCCAGUCAGGUCUUGUGCAGAACAAGGAGCACGGCCCAGCGCCAAGCUCAAGUUUUGCCCCAAUCUCAGUUGUCAUUAUCAAUGGUAGACCCCAAGCUUUCCCAGUAUGCUCAUGUCCGCCUGGAAGGCCCACUUUUUGGAGGCAGGCAAUGCUGGCAGCAGCCCCCUUCAGACAAGACAGAGAAGGAACAAGCGGAGGAGCAGCAUCUUCCUAAGCGGAUGGUUUCCUUUCCUCCUUUUGUUCCACCCAAACGGCUUCGACUGGUAGUGAGCCAUGGUUCCAUCAACCUCGAGGUAGCUGCAAGCUCCUGUGAGGAGAUGUCUUGAUCUGGCUGAUCUCCUGUGAUUGAAAACAAGACUUUAGCUUCUUACUGAAUUUACCCAUGAUAACCAUCUACCAGAAUUUGCCUGAAAUUAUCCAUCUUUUUGUUGUGCCCUUCUCCCCAUCACCUUGUGUGGGUUGAUAACAUCUCUUCUGAAGUAAUGUCCCCAGGUGGGCACAAGGCUGCCUAUGCUAAAAACAUGGCCUUGUGUUCCACUCCUACUUUUUUCCACUGAAACUGAUAUUUCAGUUAUCUUUCCAGAGUACUUCCUUUAUCACUUCCUCACUAUUCCUUUAAAAAAAUUGUUCUCCACUACUUUGCCAAACUUUACUGUAUAGUCUUGAAACUUAAGCCAUAUAGUAGACUGCAUGGAUGCUUUGGAUUGCCUCCUGGUCUUUUCUUUGAACUCUACUUUAUCUCCCACAGAGUCCUUUCAUCUUUCUACUCUCGUAUCUCCAUGCUCUGGUUUAUAGUACUGUAGUCAUAGACUUCUUGACAGAUGGACAUGGUAAUUUGGCAUUUAUUGUCCCUACAAAGUGAGGCAGAAUUGGUGAAGUGACUUGUGGAGAAAAGAUAACCAGCAUCUAAUCAGGGAAGUCUCUUUAAAACUUAUUGUGAGAAAACCAGCAACCAGAAGUGCACAUUGGCAUGCAGCCUAAACUGUUCAGUCCAUUUAGCCUGGAGGCUGCUCUUUGCUAAACAGGCUUAUAUAGGGAAUUAAAUGUUCUUGCUCCUCUUCUUUUGCCUCACUGUUUGGGUGCCUAUUGUUACAAGACAGCUAAUUUUCUAGUUUUGGAAGCUACUUUUAUAUUAGUUAAUCUGUGUGACUUGUUUCUUCUCCCAGCCAGAGUUUUAAACAGGUGUCUGCUGGGGCUUUUUAGAAUCUUAAUGAAUUUUAGAUAUUCAGGUGUUUUAUAUUUGAUAAAGUUGAGCUGCUUGGCUCAGGGGCAUUGUGAUAAAGGGGCUUCCUUCCAUGAGAGACUGAUGGGCAGGAUAAAAGUUUUACUCAGUUUAAUGUGGCCUAACUCGGUUCAAAGUCACAUAUGGUAAGUGAAUUUGCUGUAUAGUUUUCCCAUUCAUCUUGCCAUGAUAGGAUUUUGAACAGGUAGGGCACAUUCUGGUGUUAGAAAUCUGAGCGCAAGGUCUAUGGGGAGAGGUGGUGGCAAUUGAAUGGGUGAAACGUUGCGAUUAAGCUUUUCCUUUAAGUGCUUGCUUUGUUUUGAAAUUUUGUGGAAUCCUUUGUGGUGUUGACUUUGGAUACAUAUCCAAGAGUCUUAGGAUAGCCUGAUGUUCCUUUUCCAACUCCUCUUUUUUUGUUUGUUUGGUAUUGUAGUUUGGUGCGGUUAGCAUUAGAAAAGCUUGUCUAGAUGACUUGAAGGUCAUGUUAAGAUAGGGAUUAAGCUGUGCACAUUUGAGAAUAAAUUCCAGUAAAUUUAGACUUUCUGUUAAAUACCUUUGGGUAGAAUCCAGCAAAGGUUCUUUGAGCUCCGAAGUUGGAAAAUCUGAAUUAUAGAGCUUUUAGAAUAGAAUUAGUUUGUCUGGCAUGCAUUUUUGGUCUGAGAUACAUAAUGUAUUGCAAUUUUGGAUUUUUCAAUGCUCUGCAAAAUAGGUGCUGAUUCCUGGGAAACCACUAUAAUUUUGAAAGUAGUUUUUAGGUACUAGCUUUGAAAAGCUAGGAUGAGCUGAUGCUGUUCAACCUGUCCUGAGAAGGAAAUCUUAAGAAGAAUAGACAAUGCAUACUCAUGUAAAAAUAUCAGAGAAACAAUACAGACACAGAGACAAUAGUCCACAAAUUGAUUGGGAUGGCAUAACAAUAGCAUAUUUUGGUAACAAUUUGGAUAUUUUCCUAUAGGUGAUUCAUAUGAUUGUCCAGAAUUACCACUGUCUAUGGACAUUCUUUUACUCUCCUAGACCUAUAUGAAAAAAGAUAGUUUAAAAAAAUGUUAGUGAACUUGAUAAAUGUGGUCUUCAACUUAUGACCAUAACUGGGACUAGAAUUUUGAUUGCUAAGCAAUGCAGUCAUAAAGUAAGAUGUAAUGUGGCCACAUUACUCAGUGACCACAAUCUUGGCAGUUCCUGUCGCUGCGGUUAAGCAAAUUUUACUGGUUAUUAGCCAAGGACCCACCCCAAGCCUCCCAGGAUUGGUCUUUCCAUACCUCAGCCUUAAUAAGGUAAACUCCACCAACCUGCCUAUCUCCCCCCCUACCCAAUCUCUGCAUUUUUGGAUGUCCUGCACCCUGCAGCUGUUCCACUUCUAGUUGCCCUUGCCAUCUGGCACUCCGAGACCCCCACUGCCCUAGCUAAGCUUUGCUGCCAACUUCUUGCUUCCUUUGCUGGCAAGGUUUAUCCACCCUGACUAUUGGGCAGAACUGGGACUGCCUUCAAGGGGGGAGGGAAGCACAAAGUCCGUUCCAGAGCUGAAGUAUAUUGAAAUGUUCCUUUGCACUGUGCUCCUGGGGACAAAUAGGGCUAGCUUUGUGCUAUAAAAAAGGUGGGAUAUCACAAAGCAGCUGCUGAAAGAAGCUGCUUUGUGUUUGUUUUUUUCCCAAUCCCAUACAUCCCAGAGCAUGGUGCAAAGGGGUGUUUUGUUGUGUUGUGGCCCCUUUAAGCUGCUUUGUCCUCCUUUGGCAACUCAGCCCAACCCCAGGCCUGACAUACCUUGUCAGCAAUAGAGC
This is a messenger RNA of Notechis scutatus (mainland tiger snake), 5035 nucleotides long. Lineage: Eukaryota; Metazoa; Chordata; Lepidosauria; Squamata; Elapidae. The record is from RefSeq and is a predicted model, not a curated record.